Messenger RNA from Vidua chalybeata, 16258 nucleotides. RefSeq names its product AHNAK nucleoprotein (gene AHNAK). Lineage: Eukaryota; Metazoa; Chordata; Aves; Passeriformes; Viduidae. The record is from RefSeq and is a predicted model, not a curated record. Gene Ontology annotation, cellular component: costamere; nucleus; cytoplasm. Gene Ontology annotation, molecular function: protein binding. Gene Ontology annotation, biological process: regulation of RNA splicing.
CACCGGCACCGCCGCCAGGACCCGGCACCGGGCAUGGCCCGGCCCGGCAGCUGAGCCCGCAGCGCGCAGGCUGGGAGGUGACACCGGAGCCGCCGCGAGGUUCCCGAGCGAGGGCCGAGGAUUCCUGGGGCGGAUCCGGCCGGGACCGGGACCCCACCAAGAUGGAGCGCGAGGAGGAGACGCGGGAGAUCCUCCUGCCCAACUGGCAGGGCAGCGGCUCCCACGGCAUCACCAUCGCCCAGACCGACGACGGCGUCUUCGUGCGGCGCGUCCAGCAGAACUCGCCGGCCGCCCGCAUGGGCGUCGUCAAGGAAGGGGAUCAGAUCGUCAGCGCCACCGUCUACUUCGACAACCUGCAGUCGGGGGAGGUGGCGCAGCUGCUGCAGACCAUGGGCCACCACACGGUGGGACUGCGGCUGCAGCGCCGCGGCGACCGCUCGCCGCUGGCCGGACAGAGCUGCGGCCAGCUGGCCUUGGCGCCCGGCAGCCCCGAGGUCGUGCUGAGCGGCGAUGACGAGGAGUACCAGCGCAUCUACACCACCAAAAUCAAACCGCGGCUCAAGUCCGAGGAGGGGCCGGAGGCCGAGGCCGGGGGGACGCAGAGCAGGACCAUCACGGUCACCCGCAAGGUCACCGCCUACACCGUGGACGUCACCAGCCACGACGGCGACCUCAGCGUCAUCGGCGGCCCCGACUUCAACGUCCACGUCCCCACGCCGGAGCUCGGGACCACGUCCGGUGCCGAUGUCCGAGCGGGGCCGGGGAACCUGCCCGGGACACCUGAGGGGCUUCACCUUCAGCCCCAGAGCCAAAUUCCUGGUGGAGAAACUGGAAAAUCCCUCCCGGGCUGGAAGGGCUCCGGUGCCUUCCCGGGGUCGCCCCGCAUCGAGGCCAACGGACAGUUUGGAGAGCUGGACGGGUCAUUCCACGCCGUGGGGCUGGACGGGCAGGGCCACGUGACCGGCGGGGCUCCGUGUCCGCAGGGAGAGGUCGGCGGCUCCUCGCCACCCGUGGAUGUGGGGAAAAUCAAGAUCCCGACAUUAAAAAUCCCCAAAUUCGGGUUCCAGGCCGGCGGCGACGCCGCGGCCCCGCAGGUGGGCGCCGGGAUGGACGUCACCUGCUCGCCCGUGCCGGGCGUUUCCUCCCCGUCCGGCAAAGCCCCCGCGCCGCAGGUGGACGUGGCGGUCAAAGGCGCCACCAAGGUCCCCUCCCCUCCGCUGGACGUCCCCGGCGUGGAGGUCCCGGCCCCGGACGGCGCCAAGGGGAAAAUCAAAAUCCCGCACUUGACCUUCCCCAGAUUCACCGCCCAGGGCGACGGCGCCACCGCGGAGGUCCCCAAGGGCGUGGCUGUCCCCGAGGUGGCCCUGGAAGGAGAAUGGAAAGGCCCCACCUUCAAGAAGGUGGAAACGCCCCAAAUUUCGCUGUCGGACGUGAACCUGAACCUGAAGGGCCCCAGAGGGGAAGGGGACCUCAAAGGACUCGGCCCCAAGGGGCUCCAGGUGGACCUGAAGGGUCCCGAGGUGGAAGUGGCCGGGCCAGGGCGUGGCCUGAAGGGCGUGGGGAUGGACGUUGACAUGAAGGGGGUGAAGGGAGGAGUGGACGUGUCCCUGCCGACGGUGGGGGGCGAACUGGACCUUAAAGGGCCCCAAAUUGGGGUGGAGGUGCCCGGAGUGGACAUCAAAGGCCCCGCGGUGAAGAUGCCCGAGAUGAGCGUCAAGACCCCCCAAAUCUCCGCGCCCGACGUCGACCUGAGCCUCAAAGGGCCCGGAGUGAAGGGAAAUCUGGAUGUUUCUGCCCCAAAACUGGAAGGGGAGCUGAAAACCCCCGGACUGGACAUCAAAGGCCCCAAAGUCGAGGUUGGGAGCCCAGAAAUGGAGAUCCAGGGGCCCGAGUGCAAACUGAAGUUCCCCAAGCUGAAAAUGCCCAAAUUUGGGGUGAAGGGAGAGACCCCCAGCGUCGAUGUGACCCUUCCCAAAGGGGGGGUGGACGUCUCUGGCCCCAAGGUGGACGUCAGCGUCCCGAGCGUGGACAUCAAGGGCCCCAAAGUGGACAUUGAAGCACCUGAAGUGGACGUUCACGGCCCCGAGGGGAAGUUCAAGAUGCCCAAGUUCAAAAUGCCCAAAUUUGGGAUGCCCGGGGUCAAAGCAGAAGGUCCAGAGCUGGACGUGAACCUCCCAAAGGGCGGCGUGGAGGUGUCCGGCCCCAAGGUGGACGUUGAGGCGCCGAGUUUGGACAUCCAAGGUCCUGAAAUGCACCUCAAGGCCCCCAAAAUCUCCGUGCCAGACGUUGACUUGACCCUGAACGGUGCCAAGGCCAGCGGCGACCUAGACGUGUCCGUGCCAGGCUUGAAGGGCCCCGAACUGGACAUCAAAGGCCCCAAAGUGGAGGUUGAAGCCCCAGAUUUGGAUGUCCAAGGCCCCGAGGGCAAACUGAAGUUCCCCAAGCUGAAAAUGCCCAAAUUUGGGGUGAAGGGAGAGAGCCCCGACCUCGAGGUGGCCCUUCCCAAGGGCAGAGUGGACGUUUCAGGUCCCGGCGUCGCCGUUGAGGUCCCCGGCGUGGACCUGAAGGCCCCCAAGAUGAAGGUGCCUGAGGUGAGCAUCAAAACCCCCCAGAUCUCCAUGCCCGACAUCGACCUGAACCUCAAAGGGCCCAAAGUCAAGGCAGAUUUGGACGUUUCCACCCCAAAACUGGAAGGGGAGCUGAAAACCCCCGGACUGGACAUCAAAGGCCCCAAAGUCGAGGUUGAGGCGCCGGAUUUGGACGUCCAAGGCCCCGAGGGCAAACUGAAGUUCCCCAAGCUGAAAAUGCCCAAAUUUGGGGUGAAGGGAGAGAGCCCCGACCUGGAGGUGACGCUCCCGAAGGGGGAAGUGGACAUUUCCGCCCCCAAGGUGGACAUCGACGUCCCGAGCGUGGACGUGGAAGGGCCGGAGGUCAAAGGGAAAGGCCUCAAGUUCAAAAUGCCCGACCUCAACGUUCAGACCCCAAAACUCUCCAUGCCAGACGUGGAUCUGGGCUUGAAGGCCCCGAAACUGAAAGGGGACGCCGGAAUUUCUGGGCUGAAGGGCCCGAAAAUCGACGUGAAAGGCCCCAAAGUGGACGUGGAAGGUGCCAAAAUUGACGUGAAAGGCCCCAAAGUGGAUGUGGAAAGUCCCAAAAUUGAUGUGAAAGGUCCCAAGUUGGAUGUGGAAGGUCCCAAGUUGGAUGUUGAUGUGCCCGAGGUGGACUUGGAAUGUCCAGAAGGGAAGAUGAAAGGCCCCAAAUUCAAGAUGCCGAAACUCAACAUCAAAUCCCCCAAAAUCUCGAUGCCGGACGUGGAUUUGAACCUGAAGGGACACAAAGUGAGGGGAGAGGUGGACGUGUCCCUCCCCAAGGCCGAAGGUGACAUCAAGGGGCCGAAGGUGGACGUGGAGGUCCCGGAUGUCCACCUGGAGGGCCCAGAGGCCAAACUGAAAAUGCCCAAAAUGAAAUUGCCUCAUUUCAACGUGUCUGGCCCCAAGCUGGAGGGGGCCGAGGUGGACGUGGCCCUGCCCAAAGGAGAGGUGGACGUCUCUGGGCCGGAGGUGGACAUUGAGGGGCCGGAGGUGGACGUGGGAGGAGCGGAAGGGAAAUGGAAAGGUCCCAAAUUCCGGAUGCCGAAGCUGAACAUCAAAUCCCCCAAAAUCUCGAUGCCGGACGUGGACCUGAACCUGAAGGGACCCAAAGUGAAGGGAGAGGUGGACGUGUCCCUCCCCAAGGUGGAAGGGGAAUUGAAAGCUCCAGAAGUGGACAUUAAGGGGCCGAAAGUGGACGUGCAGGUGCCCAGCGUGGAUUUGGAGGGUCCUGAGGGGAAGAUCAAAGGUCCCAAGUUCAAGAUGCCCGAGAUGCACAUCAAGACCCAGAAGAUCUCCAUGCCCGACGUGGACAUCAGCCUCAAGAGCCCCAAGGUCAAGGGCGAUGUGGACGUGUCCCUUCCAAAGCUGGAGGGUGACCUGAAGGGCCCCGAAAUUGACAUCAAGGGCCCCAAAGUGGACGUUGAUGUGCCAGAUGUGGACAUUCAUGGCCCUGAGGGAAAAUUCAAGAUGCCCAAGUUCAAGAUGCCCAAAUUUGGGAUGCCCGGGGUCAAGGCAGAAGGUCCCGAGGUGGACGUGAACCUCCCGACAGGAAACCUGGAUGUGAGUGGCCCCAAGGUGGACAUUGAAGGUCCAGAGGUGGACGUUGAUCUCCCAGAGGGGAAGGUGAAGGGCCCGAAGCUCAAGAUGCCCGAGAUGCACUUCAAGACCCCCAAGAUCUCCAUGCCCGACAUCGAUUUGAAUCUAAAGGGUCCGAAACUGAAGGGAGAUGUCGAUGUCUCUGUCCCUAAGCUGGAGGGUGACCUGAAAAGUCCCGAAAUUGACCUCAAGGGCCCCAAAGUGGACAUUGAGGCACCUGAUGUGGACAUUCACGGCCCUGAGGGAAAAUUCAAGAUGCCCAAGUUCAAGAUGCCCAAAUUUGGGAUGCCCGGGGUCAAGGCAGAAGGUCCCGAGGUGGACGUGAACCUCCCGACAGGAAACCUGGAUGUGAGUGGCCCCAAGGUGGACAUUGAAGGUCCAGAGGUGGACGUGGAGCUGCCAGAGGGGAAGGUGAAGGGCCCCAAGUUCAAGAUGCCCGAGAUGCACAUCAAAGCCCCCAAGAUCUCCAUGCCUGACAUUGACCUCAACCUGAAGGGCCCCAAAGUGAAGGGGGACGUUGACGUUUCCCUUCCCAAAGUAGAAGGGGACAUGAAGGGUCCCGAAAUUGACAUCAAAGGCCCCAAAGUCGAUGUUGAUCUCCCCGACGUUGAACUGGAAGGUCCCGAGGGGAAGAUCAAAGGCCCCAAGUUCAAGAUGCCCGAGAUGCACAUCAAGGCCCCCAAGAUCUCCAUGCCCGACGUCGACUUCAGCCUGAAGGGCCCCAAGGUCAAGGGUGAUGUUGAUGUCUCUGUCCCUAAGCUGGAGGGUGACCUGAAGGGUCCUGAACUGGACAUCAAGGGCCCCAAAGUGGACAUUGAGGCACCCGAUGUGGACAUUCACGGCCCAGAAGGAAAAUUCAAGAUGCCCAAGUUCAAGAUGCCCAAAUUUGGGCUGAAGGGAGAAGGCCCCGAGGUGGACGUGAACCUCCCGAAAGGAGACCUGGAUGUGUCUGGCCCCAAGGUGGACGUGGAGAUGCUGAGUGUGGACAUUGAGGGCCCCGAGGGGAAGAUCAAAGGGCCCAAGUUCAAGAUGCCCGAGAUGAACAUCAAGGCCCCCAAGAUCUCCAUGCCCGACAUCGACCUAAACCUGAAGGGCCCCAAAGUCAAGGGGGGUGUGGAUGUCUCCGUCCCCAAAUUGGAGGGCGACCUGAAAGGUCCGGAGGUGAACAUUAAAGGUCCGAAGUUGGAUGUGGAUGUUCCUGACGUGGAUGUUGAAGGUCCCGAGGGGAAGUGGAAGGUACCCAAAUUCAAGAUGCCGGAGAUGAACAUCAAGGCGCCGAAAUUUUCUCUGCCUGAUGUCGACCUGAACCUGAAAGGUCCCAAAGUGAAGGGAGAAGUGGACGUGUCUGCCCCAAAAAUAGAAGGUGACGUGAAAGUGCCGGAUCUGGAGUUGAAAGGACCCAAAGUGGACGUGGAUGUCCCCGACAUUGAACUGGAGGGCCCCGAGGGGAAGAUCAAAGGCCCCAAGUUCAAGAUGCCCGAGAUGCACUUCAAGGCCCCCAAGAUCUCCAUGCCCGACUUUGAUCUGAACCUCAAAGGCCCCAAAGUGAAAGGAGACGUGGAUGUGUCCGUCCCAAAAAUUGAGGGAGAUUUGAAGGCCCCAGAUGUUGACAUCAAAGGCCCCAGAGUCAAUGUCGACCUCCCCGACGUCGAACUGGAGUGUCCUGAAGCGAAGCUGAAGGGCCCCAAGUUCAAGAUGCCCGAGAUGCACUUCAAAACCCCCAAGAUCUCCAUGCCCGACAUCGACCUGAACCUCAAAGGCCCAAAACUGAAGGGGGAUGUGGACAUUUCUGCCCCUAAACUGGAAGGUGACCUGAAGGGCCCAGACGUGGACAUCAAAGGUCCUAAAUUGGACAUCGAAGCUCCUGACGUGGACAUUGAUCUCCCCGAGGGGAAGGUGAAGGGCCCCAAGUUCAAGAUGCCCGAGAUGCACUUCAAGGCCCCCAAGAUCUCCAUGCCCGACUUUGACCUCAACCUGAAGGGCCCCAAGGUCAAAGGUGACGUCGAUGUGUCCGUGCCAAAGCUCGAAGGGGACCUGAAAGGGCCGGAGGUGUCACUGGAAGGUCCAAAGGUGGAUGUAGAGGUGCCCGACGUGGAGCUGGAAUGUCCGGAGGGGAAGAUCAAAGGCCCCAAGUUCAAGAUGCCCGAGAUGCACAUCAAGGCCCCCAAGAUCUCCAUGCCCGACUUCGAUCUCAACCUGAAGGGCCCCAAAGUGAAGGGGGACGUCGAUGUGUCUGCUCCAAAACUGGAAGGGGACCUGAAGGGGCCAGAAAUUGACAUCAAAGGCCCCAAAGUCGAUGUUGACCUUCCUGAUGUUGAUCUGGAGUGUCCUGAGGGGAAACUGAAGGGCCCCAAGUUCAAGAUGCCCGAGAUGCACUUCAAGGCCCCCAAGAUCUCCAUGCCCGACAUCGACCUCAACCUGAAGGGCCCCAAAGUGAAGGGGGACGUCGAUGUGUUUGCUCCAAAGCUGGAGGGAGACCUGAAAGCCCCAGACAUCAACAUCAAAGGCCCCAAAGUCGAUGUUGAUCUCCCCAAUGUUGAGCUAGAGUGUCCCGAGGGGAAGAUCAAAGGUCCCAAGUUCAAGAUGCCCGAGAUGCACAUCAAGGCCCCCAAGAUCUCCAUGCCUGAUGUCGAUUUCAGCCUCAAGGGCCCCAAGGUCAAGGGGGACAUCGAUGUCUCUGUCCCAAAGCUGGAGGGUGACCUGAAGGGUCCUGAACUGGACAUCAAAGGCCCCAAAAUGGACAUUGAGGCACCCGACGUGGACAUUCACGGCCCAGAAGGAAAAUUCAAGAUGCCCAAGUUCAAGAUGCCCAAAUUUGGGCUGAAGGGAGAAGGCCCCGAGGUGGACGUGAACCUCCCAAAAGGAGACCUGGAUGUGUCUGGCCCCAAGGUGGACGUGGAGAUGCCGAGUGUGGACAUUGAGGGCCCCGAGGGGAAGAUCAAAGGUCCCAAGUUCAAGAUGCCUGAGAUGCAUUUUAAGACCCCCAAGAUCUCCAUGCCUGACAUCGACCUCAACCUGAAAGGUCCCAAGGUCAAGGGAGAUGUUGAUGUUUCUCUUCCAAAAGUGGAAGGGGACCUGAAGUGCCCUGAACUGGACAUUAAAGGCCCCAAAGUCGAUGUUGACCUCCCCGAUGUUGAGCUGGAAGGACCCGAGGGGAAGAUCAAAGGCCCCAAGUUCAAGAUGCCCGAGAUGCACAUCAAGGCCCCCAAGAUCUCCAUGCCCGACGUCGACUUCAACCUGAAGGGCCCCAAGGUCAAGGGGGACGUGGACGUGUCUCUUCCAAAGCUGGAGGGUGACCUGAAGGGCCCCGAAAUUGACAUCAAGGGCCCCAAAGUGGACGUUGAUGUGCCAGAUGUGGACAUUCAUGGCCCUGAGGGAAAAUUCAAGAUGCCCAAGUUUAAGAUGCCCAAAUUUGGGAUGCCCGGGGUCAAGGCAGAAGGUCCCGAGGUGGACGUGAACCUCCCGACAGGAAACCUGGAUGUGUCCGGCCCCAAGGUGGACAUUGAAGGUCCAGAGGUGGACAUGGAGCUGCCAGAGGGGAAGGUGAAGGGCCCCAAGUUCAAGAUGCCCGAGAUGCACAUCAAGGCCCCCAAGAUCUCCAUGCCCGACAUCGACUUCAACCUCAAAGGCCCCAAACUGAAGGGGGACGUUGAUGUCUCAGUCCCCAAACUGGAGGCUGACAUGAAAGCCCCAGACAUCGACAUCAAAGGCCCCAAAGUCGAUGUUGAUCUCCCCAGCGUUGAGCUGGAAGGACCCGAGGGGAAGAUCAAAGGCCCCAAGUUCAAGAUGCCCGAGAUGCACAUCAAGGCCCCCAAGAUCUCCAUGCCCGACGUAGAUUUCAGCCUCAAGGGCCCCAAGGUCAAGGGGGACAUCGAUGUCUCUGUCCCUAAACUGGAAGGUGACCUGAAGGGUCCUGAACUGGACAUCAAGGGCCCCAAAGUGGACAUUGAUGUGCCCGAUGUGGACAUUCAUGGCCCAGAAGGAAAAAUAAAAUUCCCCAAGUUUAAGAUGCCCAAAUUUGGGAUGCCCGGGGUCAAGGCAGAAGGUCCCGAGGUGGAUGUGAACGUCCCGACAGGAAACCUGGAUGUGAGUGGUCCCAAGGUGGACAUUGAAGGUCCAGAGGUGGACGUGGAGCUGCCAGAGGGGAAGGUGAAGGGCCCCAAGUUCAAGAUGCCCGAGAUGCACAUCAAGGCCCCCAAGAUCUCCAUGCCUGAUGUUGACUUCAACCUGAAGGGCCCCAAGCUGAAGGGGGAUGUUGAUGUCUCCCUUCCAAAGCUUGAAGGUGACCUGAAAGGCCCCGAAAUUGACAUCAAAGGCCCCAAAGUCGAUGUUGAUCUCCCCGAUGUUGAGCUGGAAGGUCCCGAGGGGAAGAUCAAAGGCCCCAAGUUCAAGAUGCCCGAGAUGCACAUCAAGGCCCCCAAGAUCUCCAUGCCCGAUGUCGACUUCAGCCUGAAGGGCCCCAAGGUCAAGGGUGAUGUUGAUGUCUCUGUCCCUAAGCUGGAGGGUGACCUGAAGGGUCCUGAACUGGACAUCAAGGGCCCCAAAGUGGACAUUGAGGCACCCGACAUCGACAUUCACGGCCCAGAAGGGAAAAUUAAAAUGCCCAAAUUCAAGAUGCCCAAAUUUGGCUUUUCUGGGCCGAAAGUGGAAGGCCCCGAGGUGGACGUGAACCUCCCUGAGGCCGAGGUCAACCUUUCGGGUCCAAAGGUCGACGUUUCUGUCCCCGACCUGGACAUUGAAGGCCCUGAAGGGAAACUGAAGGGCCCCAAGUUCAAGAAGCCGGAGCUGCAGUUCAACGUCCCCAAGAUCUCCAUGCCCGACAUCGACCUGAACCUGAAAGGCCCCAAACUGAAAGGUGACCUCGAUGCUUCUCUUCCCAAGGUCGAGGGCGAGCUGAAAGGCGCCAAACUGGACGUCAAGGGGCCAGAGCUUGAGCUGGAGGGGCCAAAGGUUGACCUCGAAGGAAAAGCUAAAAAAUCCAGGUUUAAACUUCCCAAGUUUGGCUUUUCUGGCCCAAAGGUUCAAAGCCCCGAGGUGGAUGUGAAGCUUAAAAAACCUGAGGUGGAACUGUCCGGCCCCAAGGUCGAGGUCCAGGCUCCGGAUUUGGACAUCCAGGGAAAAUCCAAAGGCUCCAAAUUCAAAAUGCCUUUUCUGAACAUUUCUUCACCCAAAGUCUCGAUGCCGGACGUGGAGCUGAACCUGAAGGGGCACAAAAUGAAAGGGGAGUUUGACCUGUCCACCCCCAAAGUGGAAGGGGAGCUGAAAGGACCUGAGGUGGACAUCAAGGGCCCCAAGGUCAACAUCGAGGCCCCUGACGUGGACGUUCACGGCCCCGAGGGGAAAAUCAAAAUGCCCAAGUUUAAAAUGCCCAAAUUUGGUGUUCCUGGGUUUAAAGGGGAGGGGCCAGAGGUGGACGUGAACCUGCCAGGAGGAGAACUGGACGUGUCCGGUCCUAAAGUGGACAUUGAAGGUCCAGAAGUGGACAUUGAGGGGCCGGAGGGGAAGAUCAAAGGCCCCAAGUUUAAGAUGCCCGAGAUGCACAUCAAGGCCCCCAAGAUCUCCAUGCCCGACAUCGACCUCAACCUGAAGGGCCCCAAGGUCAAGGGGGACGUGGACGUGUCCCUGCCCCAGGUGGACCUGAAAGGACCCAAGGUGGACGUGGAAGUUCCCGACAUCGACGUUGAAGGUCCGAAAGGGAAAAUCAAAGGCCCCAAAUUCAAAAUGCCUGAGAUGAACAUCAAAGCUCCCAAUCUCUCCAUGCCGGACUUGGACCUCAACCUGAAAGGCCCCAAGGUCAAAGGUGGGGUGGACGUCGAUCUGUCUGCACCAAAAAUUGAAGGGGACCUGAGCUUGCCGGACGUGGAUGUCAAAGGCCCCAAGGUGGACAUUGAAGGUCCAGAGGUGGACGUUGAAGGGCCAGAGGGGAAGAUCAAAGGCCCCAAGUUCAAGAUGCCCGAGAUGCACAUCAAGGCCCCCAAGAUCUCCAUGCCCGACGUUGACUUCAACCUCAAAGGCCCCAAAUUGAAGGGGGACAUCGAUGUGUCUGCUCCAAAGCUGGAGGGUGACCUGAAGGGCCCCGAAAUUGACAUUCAUGGCCCCAAAGUGGACGUUGAUGUGCCAGAUGUGGACAUUCAUGGCCCUGAGGGGAAAUUCAAGAUGCCCAAGUUCAAGAUGCCCAAAUUUGGGAUGCCCGGGGUCAAGGCAGAAGGUCCCGAGGUGGACGUGAACCUCCCGACAGGAAACCUGGAUGUGAGUGGCCCCAAGGUGGACAUUGAAGGUCCAGAGGUGGACGUGGAGCUGCCAGAGGGGAAGGUGAAGGGCCCCAAGUUCAAGAUGCCCGAGAUGCAUUUUAAGACGCCCAAGAUCUCCGUGCCUGACAUCGACCUCAACCUGAAGGGCCCCAAAUUGAAGGGGGACGUUGAUGUUUCCCUUCCCAAAGUGGAAGGGGAUCUGAAGUGCCCCGAACUGGACAUCAAAGGCCCCAGUGUCGAUGUCGACCUCCCUGAUGUUGAGCUGGAAGGUCCUGAGGGGAAGGUGAAGGGCCCCAAGUUCAAGAUGCCCGAGAUGCACUUCAAGGCCCCCAAGAUCUCCAUGCCUGACUUCGAUCUCAACUUGAAGGGCCCCAAAGUGAAAGGAGAUGUGGACGUGUCACUGCCAAGCGUGGAAGGAGAUCUGAAAGGGCCGAAGGUGGAUGUGAAAGGCCCCGAAUUCGAUGUUUCUGUCCCAGAUGUCCAAGUUGAGGGCCCUGAUGGGAAGAUCAAAGGCCCCAAGUUCAAGAUGCCCGAGAUGCACAUCAAGGCCCCCAAGAUCUCCAUGCCCGACUUCGACCUGAACCUGAAGGGCCCCAAAUUAAAGGGAGAUGUUGAUGUGUCUGUCCCCAAGCUGGACGGGGACCUGAAGGGCCCAGACAUUGACAUCAAAGGCCCCAAAGUUGAUGCUGACCUUCCUGAUGUUGACCUGGAAGGGCCUGAGGGGAAGAUCAAAGGCCCCAAGUUCAAGAUGCCCGAGAUGCAUUUUAAGACCCCCAAGAUCUCCAUGCCCGACAUUGACCUGAACCUGAAGGGCCCCAAAGUGAAGGGGGACGUUGACGUUUCCCUUCCCAAAGUGGAGGGAGACCUGAAGGGUCCUGAAAUUGACAUCAAAGGCCCAAAAGUCGAUGUCAACCUCCCCGAUGUUGAGCUGGAAGGACCCGAGGGGAAGAUCAAAGGCCCCAAGUUCAAGAUGCCCGAGAUGCACAUCAAGGCCCCCAAGAUCUCCAUGCCCGACGUCGACUUCAACCUGAAGGGCCCCAAGGUCAAGGGGGACGUGGACGUGUCCCUUCCAAAGCUGGAGGGUGACCUGAAGGGCCCCGAAAUUGACAUCAAGGGCCCCAAAGUGGACGUUGAUGUGCCAGAUGUGGACAUUCAUGGCCCUGAGGGGAAAUUCAAGAUGCCCAAGUUCAAGAUGCCCAAAUUUGGGAUGCCCGGGGUCAAGGCAGAAGGUCCCGAGGUGGACGUGAACCUCCCGACAGGAAACCUGGAUGUGUCCGGCCCCAAGGUGGACAUUGAAGGUCCAGAGGUGGACGUGGAGCUGCCAGAGGGGAAGGUGAAGGGCCCCAAGUUCAAGAUGCCUGAGAUGCACUUUAAGGCCCCCAAGAUCUCCAUGCCCGAUCUUGACCUGAACCUGAAGGGCCCCAAAUUGAAGGGGGACAUUGAUGUUUCUCUUCCCAAAGUGGAAGGGGAUCUGAAAGGCCCUGAACUGGACAUCAAAGGCCCCAAAGUCGAUGUUGAUCUCCCCAGCGUUGAGCUGGAAGGACCCGAGGGGAAGAUCAAAGGUCCCAAGUUCAAGAUGCCCGAGAUGCACAUCAAGGCCCCCAAGAUCUCCAUGCCUGAUGUCGAUUUCAGCCUCAAGGGCCCCAAGGUCAAGGGGGACAUCGAUGUCUCUGUCCCAAAGCUGGAGGGUGACCUGAAGGGGCCUGAACUGGACAUCAAAGGACCCAAAAUGGACAUUGAUGUGCCCGAUGUGGACAUUCAUGGCCCAGAAGGAAAAAUAAAAUUCCCCAAGUUCAAGAUGCCCAAAUUUGGGAUGCCCGGGGUCAAGGCAGAAGGUCCCGAGGUGGACGUGAACCUCCCGACAGGAAACCUGGAUGUGAGUGGUCCCAAGGUGGACAUUGAAGGUCCAGAAGUGGACAUUGAUCUCCCAGAGGGGAAGGUGAAGGGCCCCAAGUUCAAGAUGCCCGAGAUGCACAUCAAAGCCCCCAAGAUCUCCAUGCCCGACCUUGACCUGAACCUGAAGGGCCCCAAGGUCAAAGGUGACGUGGAUGUGUCCCUGCCCAGUGUGGAAGGAGAGCUGAAAGGUCCUGAGGUCAACAUCUCCGCUCCCGACGUCACCAUCGACAGCCCCGAGGGCAAAUUCAAACUGCCCAAGUUCAAGAUGCCCAAAUUCUCCAUGCCUGGGUUCAAAGGGGACGGGGUGGACACGGAGCUGACCCUCCCCAAGGGUGACGUGUCCAUUUCAGGCCCCAGCGUGGACGUGGAGGCUCCGGAGCUGAGCGUGGAUGGGAAAGCCAAAGGUCCCAAAUUUUCCAUGCCCGAGAUGCACAUCAAGGCCCCCAAGAUCUCCAUGCCUGACAUCGACCUCAACCUGAAAGGCCCCAAGCUGAAGGGGGAUGUUGAUGUCUCCCUUCCAAAGGUCGAAGGUGACCUGAAAGGCCCCGAAAUUGACAUCAAGGGCCCCAAAGUCGAUGUCAACCUCCCCGAUGUUGAGCUGGAAGGUCCCGAGGGGAAGAUCAAAGGCCCCAAGUUCAAGAUGCCCGAGAUGCACAUCAAGGCCCCCAAGAUCUCCAUGCCCGACGUCGAUUUCAGCCUGAAGGGCCCCAAGGUCAAGGGGGACAUCGAUGUCUCUGUCCCUAAACUGGAAGGUGACCUGAAGGGUCCUGAACUGGACAUCAAGGGCCCCAAAGUGGACGUUGAGGCACCCGAUGUGGACAUUCACGGCCCAGAAGGAAAAUUCAAGAUGCCCAAGUUCAAGAUGCCCAAAUUUGGGCUGAAGGGAGAAGGCCCCGAGGUGGACGUGAACCUCCCGAAAGGAGACCUGGAUGUGUCUGGCCCCAAGGUGGACGUGGAGAUGCCGAGUGUGGACAUUGAGGGCCCCGAGGGGAAGAUCAAAGGGCCCAAGUUCAAGAUGCCCGAGAUGAACAUCAAGGCCCCCAAGAUCUCCAUGCCCGACGUCGACUUCAACCUGAAGGGCCCCAAGGUCAAGGGGGACAUCGAUGUCUCUGUCCCAAAGCUGGAGGGGAACCUGCAGUGCCCAGAUGUCGACCUCAAGGGCCCCAAAUUGGACAUUCAUGCGCCAGAUGUGACCCUGGAAGGGCCCACGGUCAAGAUGCCCGAGAUUCACGUCAAGACCCCCCAGAUCUCCAUGCCCGACAUCGACUUGAACCUGAAGGGCCUGAAGGUCAAAGGUGACGCUGACCUGCAUGGCCCCAAGCUUGAGGGGGGUCUGAAGGGGCCCGAGGUCGACAUCAAAGGCCCCAAAGUCGACAUCGAGGGCCCGGCGGUCGACGUUGAUGGUCUGGAGGGAAAAGUGAAACUGCCCAAAAUGAAAUUGCCCAAAUUUGGCUUUAAGGGCGAAGGUCCUGACGUGGACGUGAACUUGCCGAAGGCCGAGGUGGAUCUAUCUGGCCCCAAGGUUGAUCUCAGCCUGCCGGAGGUCAACGUUGAAGGUCUGGAGGGCAAAGUGAAAGGUCCUAAACUGAAAAUGCCCGAAAUGCACGUGAAUGUCCCCAAAAUCUCCAUGCCCGAGAUAGACUUGAACUUGAAAGGCCACAAAACCAAGGGCGGCUUUGAUAUUUCCACCCCAAAGGUGGAAGGUCACCUGAAAGGCCCCGAGGUCGAGCUCAAAGGCCCAGAAUUGGGGGUCAAAGGCCCCGACGUUGAUGUUGAAUGUCCUGACCUGAGCGUCGAGGUCCCAGAAGCCAACAUCAAAGUUCCCAAGUUCAAAAAGUCCAAAUUUGGGUUUGGAAUGAAGAGCCCCAAGGCGGAGGUGGAUUUACCUGAGGCGGAGCUGAACGUGGAGUCACCUGAGGCCCACCUGUCCACCAAGGGGAAGAAGAGCAAGUUCAAGAUGCCCAAAAUCCACAUGAGCGGCCCCAAAGUGAAGGGGAAGAAGGGGGCGUUCGACGUGAAUGCGGCGGGGGCCGAGCUGGACGCGGAGCUCAACGUCGCCGGCCCCGACGUCACCGUCGGGGGCAGCGCCGCCAUGAAGUCCCCCAAAGGCAAGAAACCCAUGUUUGGGAAGAUCUCCUUCCCGGACGUCGAAUUCGACCUCAAAUCGCACAAAUUCCGCGGGGAGGCCUCGGUGGGGGUCCCGAAGGUCGAGGGCGAUCUGGAGGUCAAGGGCGACCUCAAGGGCCCGAGCCUCAACGCGGAUGUUGAAGGUCCUGACGUGAACCUGAAAAGCCCAAAAUUCAAACUCCCCGGGCUCCAGGUGGGCGUGGGGGAUGUGAAAAUCGGGGGGGACCUGAAGGGCCCCGGGAUCGACGUCACCCUCCCCUCGGCCGCGGCGCCAGAUGUCGAUCUCAGCGUGAAAGGACCAAAAAUAAAAGGUGAAGCUGGCGUUGCCAGAGCACAACUGGAAGGUCCCGAGGUGAACCUGGGAUGGCCCAAGGGGGGGAAAAUGGGUUUGGGGCUGGAAAUGCCGGACGUGAGCUCGGACGUGGACGUGAAGCUCAAAGGGCCCCAAAUCUCCAGCCCCGAGUUGGAGGGGAACCUGAAAGGACCAAAAUUAAAGGGAGAUUUGGACAUUUCGGGCUCCGUGGAAGGGCCCAGCGUCGCCCUGGACACGCCCGGCCUGGACCUCGGCGGCCUGGGGGGGAAGGUGAAGCUGCCCACGGUCAAGUCCCCGACGCUGGAGGUCACGGGGGGCGUCCCCUGCUCCGUCCAGUCCCCGGGGGCCGCCCUGGACCUCAGGGGGCCCUCGCUGGACGUCUCCGCCCCGGAUUUGGAUGUCAACGCGAAAGGACCAAAGUUGAAAGGAGACGUCGGCGUCAAAUUCCCCCAGGCGUCGGCAGAUGACUCCGGCUUCGAAAUUUUGGGGGGCACCAUCAAGCUGCCGUCCCUGAAGCUGCCCCAGUUCAGCAUCUCCAGCCCCGGCGUGGACGGAGGGGACGCGGGGGUCACUCUGGAGGGGCCCCAGGUCAAGGCGGGGCUGAAGGGCUCCGGUCUGGGGCUGGAAGGUCCCGAGGUGGAACUGAAAGGGCCGAAAUUCUCUGCGCCGGACGUUGACCUGAGGCUGAAAGGACCAAACGUGGACGUGGCCGGUGACAUCAAAGGGUCAAAGGUCAGCGUGGAAGCCCCUCAUGGAGGGGUGGGCGUCCACCUGGAGGCUCCGGCCCUGGAAGUGUCCGGCUUGGGAUUGAACGUCAACGUGAAAGGGCCGAAGGUCAAAGGCGGGGCCGAGGUGACGCCGCCGUUGGUCAGCGCCGCUUCCGGAACCUUCCAGGCCUCCGGCCCCAAGGUGGGCGCCGAGGGCGGCCAGGUCAAAGUGUCCUUCCCCAAGCUGCGGAUGCCGAAAUUCAUCUUCUCCGAGCCCGAGGCCAAGGGCCGCGAGGUCGGGGUGGACGUCGACUUCCCCGGCGCCGACGCGGCCGAGCCGGAGCCGGAUGAGGCCGAGGCGAGGCUGAAGAAAUCCAAGCUCAAGAUGCCCAAAUUCAACUUCUCCAAGCAGAAGGGGCGGGGUGGCGGCGGCGCCCCGGGCUGCCCCGAGGCGUCGGGCUCGGUGUCCGGCUCCAAGGGCGACCUCAAGAGCUCCAAGGCCAGCCUGGGCCCGGCCGAGGGCGAGCCGGAGGCCGAGGCGCCGGCGGCCAAGGCCAAGUUCUCGCUGUUCCGCAGCAAGAAACCGCGGCCGCGCUCGUCGUCCUUCAGCGAUGACCACUCGGCCGAGCCGGACGCCGCCAGGCAGCCCAAGAGCAAAUUCGGGACCUUCGGGGGCAUCGGCUCCAAGGCCAAGGGCUGCUACGAGCACUUUAACGGCGAAUUAACGGGAGAAGAACCAGGGUGGAAAUCGCAAAUAAAAAUCGUUUAUUAACCGCG